Messenger RNA from Zonotrichia leucophrys gambelii, 2365 nucleotides. It is a transcript of the gene FAAH2, whose product is annotated as fatty acid amide hydrolase 2. The coding region runs from base 1 to 1707 and encodes 568 amino acids. Gene Ontology annotation, cellular component: endomembrane system. The transcript has 12 exons. The record is from RefSeq and is a predicted model, not a curated record. NCBI's taxonomy places the organism in Eukaryota, Metazoa, Chordata, Aves, Passeriformes, Passerellidae.
AUGGCGCUGUCGCGCGCGGAGCGCUGUCUCGCCUUGCUGCUGCGGCUCCUGUCGCGCGCCUGCCUCGCGCUGCUCGCGCUGCUGCCGCCGCCGCGCGCCGGCCCCGCGCGCACCGCUCCGCGCGCCGUCCCGCCGCCGCGGCACGCGCUCCUGCUGCUGCCCGCGCGGCGCCUCGCGGAGCUGCUCCGCGCGCGGCAGGUGGCGUGCGUGGAGGUGGUGGAGGCGUACGUGGAGAGGAUCAAAGAGGUGAAUCCCCUCAUCAAUGCCGUGGUUAAGGACAGGUUCGAGGAGGCCCUGCAGGAAGCCCGGCAGGUUGAUAAGCUGCUUGCGGAGGGUCCUGGUGAUGACUGCCUGGAGGAGAAGUUCCCCUUGUUGGGAGUUCCCAUCACCGUUAAGGAGGCCUUUUCUCUUUAUGGGAUGCCCAACACCUCUGGCUUGGUCAACCGCCGCAAUGUGAUCGCCACCUCGGAUGCCACUGUGGUGUCACGGCUGAAGCAGGCAGGUGCCAUCCCGCUGGGUGUCACCAACUGCAGCGAGCUCUGCAUGUGGUACGAGUCCAGCAACAGGGUCUACGGGCGGACCAACAACCCCUACGACCUGCAGAGGAUUGUGGGCGGCAGCUCAGGUGGGGAGGGCAGUGUCCUGGCAGCUGCCGGCUCAGUGGUAGGUGUGGGCUCUGACAUCGGUGGCAGCAUCCGAAUGCCCGCCUUCUUCAAUGGAGUCUUUGGCCAUAAACCCACAACAGGGGUGGUGCCCAACGACGGCCAGUUCCCCAACGCUCAGGGAGUGCGCACCAGCUACCUGUGCACGGGGCCCAUGUGCCGCUACGCAGAGGACCUGGAGCCUGUGUUGAGAGUCAUGGCCGGCCCUGGGGUCAGCAAGCUGAAACUGAAUGAGAAGGUGGCACUGGAGAAAAUCAAAUUCCACUGCAUGGAUCAUGAUGGUGGGUCCAUUUUUGUAUCACCUGUGGACAAGGAGAUCUUGCAGGCCCAAAAGAAGGUGGUGGAGCACCUUGAAAGUGACCUUGGAAUCCGGGUUCAGCAUGUGGCAAUCCACAAGAUGAAGUAUUCCUUCCAGAUCUGGUCAGCCAUGAUGUCAUCCAAGGACAGUGAGGGACAGGUUGGUAAGUCAACCAAGCAGGGGCCAUCCUGCCUUUCUCUUUGCCCCACGCUGUGUCUUCUGACUUGUAGGCUGGGAUUAACACCCUUGGGGAUGCCAAGACAGGAGGCACAAAGAUUCACAGACCUGCUGGGGGACCAUGGGAAGCCAGUGUGGCCGCUGUGGGAGCUGAUGAAGUGGCUCGUGGGGAUGUCUUCUCACACUCUCCCGGCUAUCGCCCUGGGACUGACAGAGAAGCUGGUGAACCUCAACCUCAGUGGGAAGGCCAAGCUGGUGAGCAUGGGGAAGAGCUUACAGGAGGAGAUGGAGGCACUGCUGGGGCCAGAUGGGGUGCUCCUCUACCCCUCACAUCCCACCAUCGCCCCCAAGCACCACUCCCCCAUCUGCAUGCCCUUCAAUUUUGCCUACACAGCCAUCUUCAAUGUGCUGGGCCUGCCGGUGACGCAGUGCCCGCUGGGGCUGGGCCGCGAGGGGCUGCCGCUGGGCAUCCAGCUGGUGGCGGCCUCCUACAAUGACCACUUGACGCUGGCGGUGGCCCGGUACCUGGAGAAAGCCUUUGGAGGAUGGGUUUUGCCAGGGGAAGUUUAACAGGGACAGAGGCAGUGACAAGUGCUAAUGCUUGAUCCCGUCAUGGCACUGCCUGCUCCCUCUGCAUCCCCCUACACCCUGCUGGGAGUGGCUGGUGGUGUCUCCAGCGCAGGAACAGCUGGACCGCUGCCACUGAGUCCUCAUCCCUGUGGCACCCUCUGUCAGGGAGAGACCUGCCUUUCCCGAGCCCCUCAGGAGCCCCAGUGCCACAGUCUGAGGAUGCCCUGCCUGCAGUGGGCACCCACCCACCUUUUCCAGACCAUGGAGUUGGCCAACUCUGUAACCUUUCUGCUUUCAAAGUGCUGCGUGAGAGCUGGGCAGAGGACGUGCUUCCAGAUUGCGGAGGGCAGCUGUGCAGCACCCCUCAGGGCUGCCUGGGCCCUGGGGGUCCUCCUUGGCCUGACCCUGCCCACGGGGCUGGACUGUGCCUGCUGCACCCAGGCUUGCUAGCCCCCCCAGUCCUCCCAGUCUUCUGCAGGCUUGCCCCCACCCUUUGACCAAAAAGGGAGGGGGGCUGGAGGAGCCAUAGGCCUGCCUCACCAACAGCGCUUUGUGCGGUGGUGGAUGCUGGACUCUGCAGUGUGUGCAGCUGUCAGGCACAGCUGGGAGCAUUUCAGCACUGGUAUUCAGCCAGGUAUUAAAGAGCUUGUCCAGUCUA